AUGGAGUCCACCGUUGGCCUAAACUACAGAAUCCCAGUCCCGAAGAACAGGUGGAACCGGGAACAGAGGAUUUUCCUCUGUUGCCUCCACGAAUUUUUCAAGAAAGACCAAGUGGCAUUCAAAGAUAUAUUUAACCAUGCUUUUAGGUCCGAUGUAAGGGAGUGUGGUCUAGUCAAGGGAAUCUCCUGGAGCGCGCUGAGUUCUCAAUGGGCGGAAAUGGUGAGAUAUUCAUACACGGAGUGGAAGGAGGUUCAUCAAGCUUCAUUCGACGGAUCUAGGCGUUGGCGCCCUGUACUCUCACAAAUAAGGAACACUGCAAGGUAUCUUGGGAUACACAUAGUUCCAAAGUAUACCGAUGAGAAUGAUACGCCUAGCUCUCGGCAGACUCCAUCGGCUAUUGAGCCAUCAGAGCGUUCUAGCUCUACCCAAGACCAAGACAUCAGCCUAUGCAAUGGUGGUGGUAAAGUAUGCUUCUGGUGCGCGCAGGAAGAGACUGCCAAUUCGAAUGAUGAGAUGCCCCGAUUUCUAUACCGGUGGUCAAAUAUCGAUAGCCAAGGUGUCAAUUCAAAGAAAUUGUUUCUUGCUGGUCUGUUUGCAGAUGGCCGCGAACAAUUCUCCCCCAAGGAUAUUUCAAAGGAGCAAUUUUCAGAAUACUUUCUAAGACAUGCUCACAUCGAGAAAACGCCAUCUCCCUUUAUAUCAACCUUUAUCUCGAUGUUAUCUCCGGUACAUAGAGCACUUCGGAACAAGGAGGGCGCUAUCAUCUCGAUCAUUGAUACUACAAAGCUUGAUACCGCGUUGUACUCCGCGAAAGAUAUCUUCCGAAAGCAUAACCUGCGCAUCCGAGGCUAUGAUGGCAGGGGUGAGUACUUGAUCAGUACGGUACAAGAACUCGCACAUGAGUUUACUGAGAUUGGAAAAUUUCUUCAGCUUAAAAAGAUAGCAGCACACAAGUUUAACAGGAGAAAGCUGCAUGGUGAUUUAGCUAGAGGAGCUGGAAAUCUUGACCGCGCCUCGGGUUUUGCGAUAGGAAAGUUUCUCUUAUCAAUUGGGCUUCCCUUUGAGUAUAGGAAAGAUAGAACAGGGACAUGGGAGUCUUUUCAUGAGGGGGUGGAUGCUGGCUAUGGCCGAUCUCCUAGACCAUCCCCUGCCAGUGUUCAUGAUGCCGAAGGUCCAGAGCCAGUCGAUUAUGACAUUUCUGACGAUGAUUCAGUCACUGAAUGUGGCUCAAUAUCUGAUGACACAUCUGAUAGUGAAUCCGAGGAUAUUGCUGCCAACACCCCUGGUGAUCACGUUUCAGAACGAACCCCCUAUUCGACUCCUCCCUGGUCCCUCCAACCAAGCAUUAAACCGGAUCGUGAGCGGAUAUCCGGAGAGCCGGAAUACGAUAUGUUAUCCGAGUCUGAUUAUGAACAACCAGCCGAGCCAAUGGUCGACUGGCCUGAAGAGGACGCACAAGAGCUAUUUCCCCGCAAUACACUCGCCGCCGGCCCGGUCAUCGAGAUAUUCGAACCGAACACUGGUAGAUGGGUGCACGGGCAAUCGGAGUCGGCAAAGAAAUUGGACACAGCAUACGAGGAGCAACCUAUGCAACCGUCCUCCUCUCAUAUUACCAGGGAACUUCGUGCCAUGUCUGUGAUUGACAGCGACAUGAUGUUCGACAUUGAGACUCGGCACUCCACUAUGAGCAUGUCUCGUGAGCUGUCGGAAGAACUCAUGCCGCAGCAUCAAUUUGCGAGAGACCGAGAACGCCGAAGACUCUGGCUGCUCUAG
Molecule: messenger RNA, 1773 nt
Organism: Aspergillus ibericus CBS 121593
Lineage: Eukaryota; Fungi; Ascomycota; Eurotiomycetes; Eurotiales; Aspergillaceae
Exons: 5
Coding region: 1-1773 (590 amino acids)
Source: RefSeq, a predicted model, not a curated record